CCGAAAUGACCUCAGAUACCAAGAUUCCGAACAGAACUCAGGUUAUCCGGAAACCAAAUCUAAAAUCUCGUUGGGAUUUUUUUGUUCACAAUCAGAUGCGAUUAGUACAUCCUUUUCAACAACAUUAAGUAUUCCUGAAUCUUGACUUGAAUGCUGCAAAGUGUAAGUAGCAAAUCAGUAAUCUGGUCGUUACUUUUUAGCGCAGUUGAUGUCUCUUGUGUGAAAAUGGCGCCCAUUGCAUCGUUGGACAAUGCCCUUCAGAAUCUAAUGGCCAAGUGCUCGUUCACUGCCAAGAACUCUAUUCCCUCGCAAGGUUUUGGUCCUGAACUGAAAGUCAUGUUCAAAAUCCCUUGGGUGUUAGCCAAAACACCUGGCUUGGCUAAAUAUGGCAUUAGUAACUAUGAAACCUUGGUCAGAUACUUCGAUUCAAAUCGAGGCACUUACCUUCAUUUUGGAGAUUGCGUUACCACCCGUGAGAUUUACAAGAAAACGCCCAAUGACCUCAAAGUGGUGCUUGAUUUAACCAAGACCUUAUACAUCCAACCUUCGGCCACCACCGUGGAAAGUCUCCAGGAGAUAAUCAAUAACGACGAGAAGUUAAAGGCCAGACUUAGAAAUGUGACCAGUACCCUCGAGUUUCUUCGCCUCUAUUCGGACUUCUUCUUGUUUGAAGACAAUGGAUCCAUCUGGCCUUUAAUUCAAUGCCACGUGGGCCGUGGCAUUGCGGAACAAAAUGGAAGAAGAGUGGACUCACUCAUGGCUAUAGAGUUGAUCCGAACUUACAUUAGGCAAAUGGCUCCCGCUAUUAAACUGCCACAGUUACAUGCCAACCUUUGUUCCAUGGGCGUUGGUUUUGGCUUUGCCGAACUCCAAGCAUUCGUGUUCCGAUUCUAUCAUCCUUCUCAUGUGCCAAAAUAUGUUAAUCCUCGACCAAAUCCAACGAGAUUUCUCAACACCAAGCCUAAAGUCAUCAAAGUCAUCCGUGAGACUUUGAAGCUUUGGCCAGUUAAUUUGAACAAGAUUCUGAAAGAGCUGGAUCUCGAAGGAAUUCCUUUGGAUCAUUCUGCCCUGAAAUCCAUUAUUGAAGAGCAUUUUCCUGACUACAUUUUACAACGUGGGUUCGUGAAACAAGACCAUCAGCCCUACAUGACUCCUGUUCUAAGUGUCCUAACUGAACAAUGUCCCAUCUCCGUGAAUGAGCUUCGGAAGAUCAUGAUGGCUCAAGGAGUCGAGAUAAAGCAAAACAUCUUGAUUGAAGUAAUAGCUAAAAGUCUGGAUGGAUAUUUGGUUUACAACAGGCAAAUCUACUUACCGACCUGCCAGACCACUUCAGGCGAGCUCAUCACGGAUGUUGUUUUGAAUAAACUCCAUCCCAUUUUGGACGGUAAAUGUCCCAUCUUGUUGGAUGAACUGAUCUCUCCAUUAGGAGCCAGACGAAUCUUUUUAACGCGGAAGAAGCUAAAGGCCAUCAUCACCAAACAUUCAACCAGUUAUAAGUGUGCGAGAAAUUUCGUAUGGCAGGUUGAUCCCACUGAUGUUGGAGCUAAAACAUCAGAUCCUGAAUAUGAAGACGUUCAAGCAAUUGAGCGAAAAAAUGAUGAUAAUCGAUCAAUUGGUGAAUCAAUGAUCGAAUCGAUCCCCCUGCUUACGAACGAUAGUAAUUCUAUCACCAAUUCAGAGACCACACUACCUCUCAUCAAAGCGGUUUACGACAACUCUGAAGACGUUAACGAGGCUUGUGGUCUAUUCAUGAAUGUCCACGUCAGCGAAGGAGAUUUAGAAAUCGUCAAAAUGUCUCAGCCAGAUUCAAGACCCGACAACUUGGAUGUGGAAAUUGAUGUCCCAUCAAGCAAGAUUUGUACACUCAUGAUGAAUCCGGCAAAAGAAGACACGAAAUGCUCGCUUUCUUUCUCUGGAGCCCCACACUGUCCAGAUCUUCAACUUAGUGAAGCAUUAAGUUUGCCAAGCAUUCCAGAGGAAAACUUAGAUGAUCUGAUUCCAAGGCCACAUCCUAAUGAAAGAAAGGUCUACCCAGUGAAAUUCAAGGGGAACUUCCCUGAAUGGGGGCGAUUUUUGGAAGAGGUCAGUGAGAUCACGGAUGAAGGGGUCAAUCGAGCUGAUUCUUGCAGUUCUAGCACUUUAUUGCCGAGGCAAAAUAUGGAAGCGAGCAAUUCAUUGGGACGGCAAGUACAACCCGUAGUUGACAUGGAUCCUCCUCAACGAUUUAGUAGGGAUGGGAAGAAAUUUACCAGGAAAAGAGAAGAUUGUAAGCUAUCCUAAAUCCUAAUCCUGGCUUUAACCUGCUUAUCUGUUGUUAUUCCGUUAACUGUUAACGACAUGAAAAACUAAGCACUAUAUCGAGAAUGAUUGCCUCACACUCUCCGUUAUGAUAAUUAUGGUGUGAAUUAAUAUUUCGUGGCUUUCAUUUAUGAUAAUAAACAGAAUUAAAGAAUUUUAGAUCAAUCGA
Tigriopus californicus is the source of this 2467-nucleotide messenger RNA. RefSeq lists its product as uncharacterized. The record is from RefSeq and is a predicted model, not a curated record. Bases 151 to 2280 code for a protein of 709 amino acids. NCBI's taxonomy places the organism in Eukaryota, Metazoa, Arthropoda, Copepoda, Harpacticoida, Harpacticidae. The transcript is spliced from 2 exons.